UUUGUCUUUCUUUAUAUACGUGAUUGAAUUUGUUUGUUCAUAUUGGCAAAAGAUGGGUCUGAUCGUGAGCUUAGCCGGAAAAGGAUUGUCAACAACACAGGUUAUUAAUAAGGCCACAGAAAAAUUCAACGAGUAUUUCGUGGAUAAUACUAAUAGAGAUAUCAAUAAUUUAGAAGGGUUCCAUCUGGCAAUUCUCGACAUGUUUGUCACUGUGAAUAAAGCAUUGCCUGGCAAGCACUGGGUUGUGCCUCAGUUUGACGAAAUUAAGAAAUGCUUUGAGGAAAGAAACAAAGAAACAGAGGAAGAAAGAAAGAGGAAGGUGGUGAUAGAUUUCAUGAAGGAGAAAAUACAACUAAACAAGGCAGAUAAUACAUUGCUCUUCAUUGGGCUGGCAACACCCCCUGCAGCAAUGGCAGCCAAGAAAGCUGGUGAAGCUGUGCCUCAGCUCCAAUUAAUGAAACGUGUUCCAGACGUUGUGUUUGUUCCUGCUGCUACAUUGCUGGCUCUUGUUUCAGUUAAGAUUACCAGAGGUUUAUUGUUCCAACGUGCAGCAUCUGAAGACCUUCUAUUUGCAGAAACCAAUCAAGAAGCAUCGGAUUCGGGAUGAAAAUUUUCAAUUUGUACAUAAGAUUGUAUGUUUAUGGUAUUCACCUUCCAUGUAUACUCACUCACUAGCAAUAAGGAACUACUGGCAUUCUUGCAAGUAAAAUAUACUCAUUAUGCAAAGGAGCUGUAAAAUUUAUGAAAGAAAAAGAAUCUCCCAUAUGCCACAUGAAACCCAUUCAUAUAUCCAAUAUAACAUGUUGAAGACAAGCAAUUAAUGGAACUACAGAAUAGUUGAAGCGUUACUUGUGAGGUUAAUUGGAAAAGAUAACUAAUGAGUGUGAGGGAUA
Solanum dulcamara is the source of this 893-nucleotide messenger RNA. RefSeq lists its product as uncharacterized. The record is from RefSeq and is a predicted model, not a curated record. Lineage: Eukaryota; Viridiplantae; Streptophyta; Magnoliopsida; Solanales; Solanaceae. The transcript has 4 exons. Bases 53 to 607 code for a protein of 184 amino acids.